Molecule: messenger RNA, 981 nt
Organism: Mizuhopecten yessoensis (Yesso scallop)
Lineage: Eukaryota; Metazoa; Mollusca; Bivalvia; Pectinida; Pectinidae
Product: flocculation protein FLO11-like
Exons: 4
Source: RefSeq, a predicted model, not a curated record
AAAGGAUCGACAAAAGCCCGCCGAUGGAUGUCUCCGUUCUGCUGUUUGUGAUGGCGUCGCUUCUUUGGGAGCGACUGGUUCUGGCAUCUGACUACUUUAUAAAUAACAACGACGAAACCUGGGCAGAAACCCAACUCUACUGUGAGCAGAACAACGGCAAGAUCCUCAUUCUCGACAGUGCGGAGAAAUGGGAAAGCUUCAAACUUGACCCAGUGUAUACGGUUAGCCAGGGAAACGGUAACAAGUAUUGGGUUGGCCAUGCGUGUGGAGGGUGUACCAAUGAGAUGUGGUGUACAGGCUGUCCAGACAAUGACUGUGUGGAACUGAAAGGGGGCGAGCUUAAACGACAUCCCGACUGCACGCAUGUGCACAAAGCUAUUUGUGAAAAAGUUGCCACGACAACCACGAGUUCAACUACGACGUCCACUAGUACAACUACAACAACAACACCUGUUGUUACAUCAACCACUUCGACUACGACUGCAAUAUCACCUGUCGUUACCACAGCGACAUCAACUACGACUACGACAUUACCUGUCGUUACCACAGCGACAUCAACUACGACUGCUAUAUCACCUUUCGUUACCUGGGCAAAAUCAACUACGACAAAUGUUUCACCUGUCGUUACCUCAAUGACAUCGACUACAACUGCAGUGGCGUCUCUUGGUACGUCAACAACGUCGAAUGUGGCGCAAACUACCACAAAUGUCUGUUGCUGUUUUAGACCAAACAGCACAAAAGUUCUAGACGAUGUGGAAUUACAGGAGGCCUUACAGAAACUGAAGUCUGAGCUCCUUGUGAAGAAAAAUGCCACGUCCCUCUACCGACGUCAAUUCAUCAGCGUGUACGAAUCACGUGCCAGUAGCGUUACAAUCGGAAGUGUGUCUAUCGUCAUUAUGGUCGUGGUCGGCAGUCUGAUCGUUGUCCCUGACAUUGGCAAACUUGUUCGAUUCUUGUGCAAAGAUAAGAAGCAAGUAGUUG